AGGGGGAAGGAUCCGAUUCUCGAAUUAGAUCCCUCAGCGCCGGAUUGGGGCCGCUUUUUGUUGCCCCAGUUAGUCGAUCGGAUCGGUCGAUUCGUAAUCCAUCGCCUUUUGUUGUUGGAGGGCUUCGAUGAGAUUGGGGAGGGUUUGCAUCGAUGAAGGUGUUCCAUUUGUGGAUCCUUAGGGUUCUGUAUCUGUGGAGUUGUCGGAAUUUGGGGUUUCUGAGCGGGAAUAAGUGUGAUCUGAGGUGUUGAGUUUUAUUUUUUUUUGAUAAAUUUGUUUAUUUUUUGGUUUUUUUGAAGUCGCCUCAGAGGAAUCUCGCAAGGGUUUCUGAAGUGGGGGAGGCUUGUUGUGAGAGUGUUUUUUUUUAGGGUUGUAGCUUAGGAAAGUUUUGAUCAUUUGUGUUGAAUUUGAGGGUUUUGUAGUUGUUUUUAGUAGUUGUAGUAGGAAAUAUGGUGAGUGGACACCUCUUCCACUGUAGGAAGAACUCAUGGCCCGCAGAGGAGUAUGUGAGCAGAGUCACCUUGCAGUUGCUGGACUUUGAUGGUGGUGCGCCACCAGAACUGGCAUGGAGGAGGAGGUUGAAUAGUCAUGCUAACAUAUUAAAGGAGUUUAGCGUGACUUUUAUGGAAGCAAUUAGAAUGAUGCGUCUUGGUGUGCGUCUUUGGACAUAUGUGAGAGAAGAAGCUUCGCAAGGAAGGAAAGCACCUAUUGAUCCAUUUACACGAGAACGUUGUAAGCCAUCAGCCUCCCAAGGAGUACCACUUGGUGGGAUGGGAAGUGGUAGCAUUUCAAGAGGUUUUAGGGGAGAGUUUAAACAUUGGCAAAUAACUCCUGGUUCCUGUGAAAUGUCUCCGGUGAUGGCAAACCAGUUUUCUAUUUUCAUAUCUCGAGAUGGAGGAAACAGAAAAUACUCAUCAGUUUUAGCUCCUGGUCAUCAUGAAGGUUUAAAGAAAUCAGGGGACCAAGGAAUAUCAUCGUGGGACUGGAAUUUGAGUGGUCAACAUUCAACCUAUCAUGCUUUAUUUCCUAGGGCAUGGACAGUUUAUGAUGGUGAACCCGAUCCGGACCUUAAAAUCUCUUGUCGGCAAAUAUCACCAUUUAUACCUCACAAUUAUAGAGACAGCAGUCUUCCAGCAUCUGUUUUUGUUUACACUCUAGUGAAUACUGGACGAGAUAGAGCAAAAGUCAGCUUGCUACUAACUUGGGCGAAUUCUAUUGGAGGAGUUUCCCACCAUUCUGGAGGUCACAUUAAUGAGCCAUUCAUAGGAGAAGAUGGCGUCUCUGGAGUGCUUCUACAUCACAAGACUGCUAAAGAUAACCCUCCUGUAACUUUUGCCAUAGCCGCAUGUGAAACUCAAAAUGUCAAUGUGACAGUUUUGCCAGUUUUCGGCCUUUCCGAUGGAAAUUGUGUCACAGCCAGGGAAAUGUGGGGUACCAUGGUGCAGGGUGGACAAUUUGAGCGGGGAAAUUUUGAUGCUGGUCCAAGUAUGCCUUCUUCGGGUGAUACAAUUUGUGCUGCAGUUUCUGCUUCUACUUGGGUUGAGGCGCACGGAAGAUGUACUGUCGCGUUCGCCUUAGCCUGGUCGUCCCCAAAAGUGAAGUUUCAGAAGGGAUGCACAUACCAUAGGAGAUAUACAAAAUUUUAUGGAACUUCCGAAAGAUCAGCUAUCAAUUUGGUUCAUGAUGCCUUGAAGAAAUACAAGUGGUGGGAAGAGGAGAUCGAGAAAUGGCAAAACCCUAUACUUCAUGAUGAAAGGCUCCCAGAAUGGUAUAAAUUUACUCUUUUUAACGAGCUUUACUUUCUGGUUGCUGGGGGAACAGUUUGGACAGAUGGUGAAGCUCCAGUUUUUGAUGAGAAAUUAAGUCCUGGUUCCAACCACCAGAAAUCUACUAAAGCGGUUAAUAACAAUUCAUCGAAUAUUGUAGCCACGAAGAAUAACCAUGUCAGUUUUUCUGGCAUUGAGCUAAACAAUGGUGAUGAGAAAAUAAUCCCAAGUUUUCCAGCUGAGCAUGAUUCAACCACUUGUGAUAGCAUACACGGCCAUGACACUCCGCAGCCCGGACCCCUUCUACUUCCACAAGGCGGUCCUGAAAAUGUCGGGAAAUUCUUAUAUUUGGAAGGAGUGGAGUACAUCAUGUGGUGCACCUACGACGUCCAUUUUUAUGCCUCUUUUGCUCUUCUGGACCUAUUCCCAAAAAUCGAACUGAGCAUUCAACGCGAUUUCGCUCGGGCUGUUUUGUGUGAGGAUCGUAGGAAAGUCAAAUUUCUUGCCGAUGGCACCUGGGGAAUUCGCAAGGUCAAAGGCGCUGUCCCCCAUGAUCUAGGAACUCACGACCCUUGGCACGAAAUGAAUGCCUACAAUAUACAUGAUACAAGCAAAUGGAAAGAUCUAAACCCUAAAUUCGUGCUACAGGUGUAUAGGGAUUUUGCUGCAACUGGUGACAUGUCCUUUGGAAGGGAUGUUUGGCCUGCAGUUUGUGCUGCCAUGGAUUACAUGGAACAGUUUGAUCGUGACGGCGACGGCCUUAUCGAGAACGAUGGGUUCCCUGAUCAAACCUACGAUGCUUGGACGGUUCAUGGAGUAAGUGCGUACUGCGGCUGCCUCUGGCUCGCAGCCCUUCAAGCUGCGGCAACAAUGGCUCACCGCCUCGGAGAUCAUGCUUUUGCUGAGAAAUGCAAGAUUAAAUUCCUGAAAGCUAAGCACGUCUUCGAAGCCGAGUUGUGGAACGGUUCGUACUUCAAUUACGACAGUGGGACGAGCAGCAAUAGCCGAUCCAUACAGGCAGAUCAACUGGCAGGACAAUGGUAUACGGCUUCAUCAGGAUUGCCCUCACUUUUUGAUGAGGGGAGAAUAAGGAGCACACUUCAGAAGAUUUUUGAGUUCAAUGUGAUGAGGGUGAAAGGGGGUCGGAUGGGAGCGGUGAAUGGUAUGAAGCCUGAUGGAAAGGUCGACGAGUCUUGUAUGCAGUCGCGGGAAAUCUGGACGGGAGUUACAUACAGCGUUGCUGCAACGAUGCUUCUUCAUGGGAUGGAGUAUCAGGCUUUUACUACCGCAGAAGGUAUAUUUAUUGCCGGUUGGUCUGAAGAAGGAUAUGGCUAUUGGUUCCAGACCCCCGAAGGAUGGACUACCGACGGGCACUACAGGUCGCUAAUAUACAUGCGCCCGCUCGCAAUUUGGGCGAUGCAGUGGGCUUUAUCUCCUCCGAAGACGAUUCUCGAGGCACCCAAGAUAAAUAUGAUGGACAGGAUAUUCAUCUCUCCCCUCACCCUCCGAACCCCCAACGAGACCUGUGUGAGAAAAAUUGCACCUAAGAGCGCGUGCUUUGGCAACACCGUAUUCCACUGCGAAUGUUGAUCAAAGUAGAACGUGCGAGAGUAAACAAUUUUUGGUUCUCCCAACUCCUCAAGUAAUCAGUAGGGGUGGGGGUUUUUUUUUUAUUACUUUUUUCUUUUUCUAUUUCUUGGGUAUAUGUAAUAAAAAAACUUGGUUCUUUUGGGGCAAUCUCGGGGAGGAGGUAUAGUGGUCAUAAACCUGGUGUGGUUCAGGAGCGUUCCCUUUGUAUAACAUUGUACAGUAUAUUUUUGUCCAAUUACUUCAUAUAUGUUGUUGUUUUCUAUCUUUGAUA
Messenger RNA from Ananas comosus (pineapple), 3627 nucleotides. RefSeq names its product non-lysosomal glucosylceramidase. Gene Ontology annotation, molecular function: glucosylceramidase activity; beta-glucosidase activity. The record is from RefSeq and is a predicted model, not a curated record. Gene Ontology annotation, cellular component: membrane. Gene Ontology annotation, biological process: carbohydrate metabolic process; glucosylceramide catabolic process. The transcript is spliced from 18 exons. Bases 450 to 3356 code for a protein of 968 amino acids. Lineage: Eukaryota; Viridiplantae; Streptophyta; Magnoliopsida; Poales; Bromeliaceae.